AUGGAUGUACAACUCUAUGUUUAUGACCUUUCCAAGGGUCUGGCGCGCAUGUACUCUGCUUCCUUGACAGGGACCCAAAUCGACGCUAUUUACCACACAGCCAUCGUGGUUGAUGGCAAAGAGUUUUACUAUGGCCAGGGAAUCCAGAUGGCUGCUCCGGGUACUACUCACCAUGGACAGCCCAUGGAGAAAGUGCAUAUGGGAACGACAGAGCUCCCCAUGGAUGUGAUUCAAGAGUAUGUCGAAUCUCUAGCUGAGAUUUACACUCCAGAGUCCUAUGACAUGUUCUUGCACAACUGCAACAACUUCACUCAAGAUUUUGCCAUGUUUCUGGUCGGCAAGAGUAUUCCAGAAAAUAUCCGGAAUUUGCCGCGCACCUUCUUGAAUACGCCAUUUGGGCAGAUGAUGAAACCUCAGAUCGAGGCUGCUCUGAAAGGUGUCACCCAGGGUAAUCAAGUCAGUCCAUUCGCAGGGCCCAGUGCCGCUUCCUCAGCAGCAAGGGCACCUCCUGCACCAGUCACAUCAUCGCCACUGGGCAAAGUUCGCAUUGUCAGCAACCUAAGUCAGCUUGAGAGUGAGCUAUCUGCCGCAUCGGACUCCUGUGCAGUUAUUUUCUUCACUUCAUCAACGUGUCCACCUUGCAAGGUUGUCUAUCCGACAUACGGUGAGCUCGCGGCAGAGGCAGGUGCUAAGGCCCGACUCAUAAAGGUCGAUAUUGGCUCUGCCUACGAUGUGAGCAUGAAGUAUGGUGUGCGCGCAACACCAACAUUCAUGACCUUCCUCAAAGGACAGAAAGUUGAUGAGUGGGCGGGUGCCAAUCCGGCACAACUCCAGGGCAAUGUUCGGAUGCUUUUCCAGAUGGCUCAUCCCAGCCAUCCUCAUCGAGAGCUUCGCUUGCCUAGUCUGCAACGAUCUAUUACAAACUUCGUCAUGUACCAGAAGGCUCCGCCCAUCGAGAAACUCGUGCAAAAGCUCCCCGCUGAAUUCAGAGAUGCACCCACCGUUGCACCAAUCAUCGAUUUCAUCAAGAUCCGACACCCAGAAGAUGGUAUGUCUCCCGCUGGGCUGACCAGAGUUCCGGAUCUGCAUACCUUCGCGACAACUUUACAGUCGAUGUACCCUACUCUACCUAGCGAGUGCCAUUUUGCCGUGGUGGAUCUUGUCCGUCUUCUUUUCCUAGACCCACGUGUGAGCGGCUACUUCGCUGAAGAGAAGCAUCACGCUACGCUUCUCACCCUUCUCUCGCCACUCUCACAGGAUGAAAUCUCCUCAUGCCCGUACAAUCUCCGCAUUGUUGCUCUCCAACUAGCCUGCAACCUCUUCAGCACUCCCCUAUACCCCGAUCAACUUUCUCUACCAUCUUCACCCUUACGAGAAGUCUGUGUCCGCCUCACUACAAACUCUCUACUAGACUCACACUCGAACCUGCGCGUCGUAGCAGCAUCUUUCGCAUAUAACCUCGCUGCGAUUAACCAUAAUGCUCGAUUUGAGGGUAACCCGGGUUGUUUACCCGAAGAGGACCAAGUUGAACUACUCGCCUCAUUACUAGAGGCGACCUCGCGUGAGGAACAGAGCAUCGAAGCGCUACACGGUCUUUUAUUUGCGCUUGGUCUAUUUGUUUACGAGGCUCCGCUGGACGGGGCUUUAAUUGAUCUCUGUCGUGCAAUGGGUGCGUCUGAGACGAUUGCUGCCAAGUCUAAGAUUACUGCUUUACAGAAGGAGCCUUUACUGAAGGAGGUUGGGAGCGAGCUUUUCGGGAAAGGAGUUUAA
Penicillium malachiteum is the source of this 1770-nucleotide messenger RNA. Its product is annotated as bifunctional C97 family peptidase/thioredoxin family protein. The record is from RefSeq and is a predicted model, not a curated record. The coding region runs from base 1 to 1770 and encodes 589 amino acids. Gene Ontology annotation, biological process: protein modification by small protein removal. The transcript has 4 exons. Gene Ontology annotation, molecular function: peptidase activity. NCBI's taxonomy places the organism in Eukaryota, Fungi, Ascomycota, Eurotiomycetes, Eurotiales, Aspergillaceae.